GCAGUGCACUUGAUCCAUUUGCCACAGCGACUCGCCACCAUGCCCAGCAUCACCAGCAGCAGUUCGUCUCAGCGCCGGAUUUCCACCCGGGCGGUGCCCAGCUUCUCCAGCAGAUCAGUCCAGAGCAACUCCUGGACUCGGGGCCCCUCUAGCUCCAGGAGCUCGGUGAGCCUCUUGGGCAGCUCCCUGAGAGCGGCCACUGCCUCCAGCCCCGUGCUGUCCGGCGGCACGAUGGGCUCCAGCGAGAAGCAGACCCUGCAGGGUCUUAAUUCCCGCCUGGCCAUCUACCUGGAGAAUGUCAGCUCCCUGGAGAACAGCAACCGGGAGCUGGAGCUCAAGAUCAAAGCUUUGCUCGAAGAGAGAAAACCUGUUUCCAGGGACAUCAACCCAAUGUUAGCACAGGCACAUGCCCUGAAUAAACAGAUCCAGGAUCUCACAAUGCAGAAUGCUGUUCUGGUACUACAAAUAGACAAUGCAAGACUGAGCGCUGAAGACUUUAAAAUGAAGGCGGAGUCGGAAGCUUCCGUUCGUCAAACUGUGGAGAGCGAUAUCGACCGCAUGAGGCGCAUCAAGAUGGAAUACGACGACAGUUGCAUCACCCUGAGAAACGAAGGGGAGAUGCUCACCGAGGAACUUCACUUCCUGAAAAAGAAUCACCAGGAGGAGUUGAGAGGUGUCAAAUCACAGAUUAAUAAUAAUAAUAUCACAGUGGAGAUGGACUGUGUGAAGCAAGAUGACCUUACUCAACAUCUUGAAGAGAUGAGGAAGCAGUAUGAGGAAAUGAUGAACCAAAACAAAAAAGAUGCAGAAUUGUGGUUUGAAUCCCAGAUGGAAACAAUCACCAAAUCAGUAAAGCAGACCAACAAAGAGAUUGAGGGAGCUGAGGUGGAACUCCAGAAUAAGCAAAAAAUAUUGCAAUCCCUGGAGAUAGAGCUUGAAAUCCUUAGGGGACAGAAUAUGGGACUGGAAAAUAUAUUGCUGGACACUGAGCAAAGAUAUAAAGUGGACUUCAGUAACAUGCACACAACUGUCUCCAAGUUGGAAACUGAUUUGUUCAAUGUGCGGAAUGAUAUAGUGCUGAACAAGGAAAAAUAUGAUUCUCUUAUGCAAGCCAAACUGACUCUGGAUGCAGAGCUUGCUGAGUACAGGCGUUUACUUAACGGGGAAACAAGCAGAAAGGUUAUUCAUGUUCCUCCUCCACGUUCACCCUCUCCUCCUCCUCCUGAAGUCACAACAAGGAAAAUUGUCAAAGUCAUCACAACUACAUUAGUUGAUGGCAAGGUGGUUGAUGAAUCGAGUGAAGUUGAAGAAAUUAGUGAGAAAAAGCAUGCAUAGAAAAUGCUCUAACAUGUAAAAUCAAUGAACUUGUGAAGUGUUAUGCAUCAUAAGGAAACUGUUACUGGGUAUAAUGGGUAUCUGAAAUAAUGAACUACUAUAGUAACCUUGUAUAAAGAAUUUGAAGUUUCUACUUCAACAGUUAUAUUCAAUUAUAUAAUGUCUAAUAAAGAUCAUAUUUCAUGUC
Chiloscyllium plagiosum (whitespotted bambooshark) is the source of this 1522-nucleotide messenger RNA. Its product is annotated as keratin, type I cytoskeletal 18-A. Gene Ontology annotation, cellular component: cytoskeleton. Gene Ontology annotation, molecular function: structural molecule activity. The record is from RefSeq and is a predicted model, not a curated record. Lineage: Eukaryota; Metazoa; Chordata; Chondrichthyes; Orectolobiformes; Hemiscylliidae.